AUGAUAUUUUGUGAUAGUGUUAAAGAUAACAAGUGUUUAGAUCAUAAUAGAUCAUUGGAAUUAAUAUGUUUCGACUGUAACACACUACUUUGUAAACAAUGUAUUUCCAAUCACAGUGACCACACCUCCACACAUGUCGAUGAUAUCAAAGAAAGUGUAACAUCAGAUUCAUAUUUCAGCUAUAUAAAUAGGAAACUUUCUGAUUCAUCAAGUCAAAAUAGUAAUAGUAGUAGUUUUAGUAGUGGUGGUAGUAACAGUAACAAUAAUAGUCAAACUAAUCUUCAUAGUAUUUGUGAUAAUAGUAGUCAAACGAAAAACAUUGGAAAAAGAAACAGAUCGAAAUUCAACAACGUCAAUAUCAGCAUCAAUGAAAUGUUUGAUAAUUUGAAAAAUAUGUCUUUUAUCUUUCACCAACUACAGAAAACAGAGGAUGAAAUUUCCAAUCACUUCCGAGAAAUUCAUGAAUAUCUCGUAAUUGAAGAACAUCGUUUGAAAAAACCAAUAAUCAAAGAUAAAGAUAAAUUAAUCAUUGAAAUAGAUAUACUCGUUAAGCAAUUGGUUUCCAUGAAUAAAAUUAUUGAAACAAUAAACAAUAGUAAUAAUAAAAUUAAUAGUAGUCAAAGUAAUAGUAGUAGUCAGAAUAGUAGUCGCAGUACUCAGAACUCUUAUAAUAGUCAACAAAAUGAUGAUAGCAACUACACAGAUACAACCAAUCAAUAUCAAAUAGAAACAAUUAUUCAAACGAUUCAACAAUCUUUGGAUUUGAAUGAUUUCAUUACAAGAAAUAUCAAUUCAAUCUUUUAUGUUGAUCUUCGUCACAACAAUAAGAUUGAUAAGAGUACUUUGGAUAUAUCGAUUCUACAUUCAAUAAUAAAGUUUAAUAAUACUUUUAAGUCUAUGGAGUCAUCUCAUCAACAACUUCAAACCAAAUCUUUGAAACGGUUAAAAUUGGAUUCAAAGAAACUCCAAACUUGGAAAACCUCUAUUAAUAAGUUGUUUCAGCUGGUGAAUGUUAGUCCGGAUCUUUAUGUAUUCGAUGGCAACUAUAUAUUUUCUGUUGAUAGGAGCAAUAGGCUGUCAUUAAUAUCGAUUCCAACGGGGAAUAACCAAGUUCACAAGAUCCAUUCAAUCAGAGGAGAUAUCAAUGACGCCUGGUCAUACAACUCAACUGUUUGUGUUGGAAAAUACAUCUAUUCUUUUGGCGGUGCCGGACUUUUAUCGUCUAACAAAUACCAAAGAUUCUCACUGGAAUCAAUGUCUAUUGAUAUCAGUGGAACGAUGACAUCGAUUAAACCGACAACUUUUAUUUCGGCGUGUUACGAUGGCAACAAGUAUAUUUACCUUCUCGAUGGUUUUGGAAAGGAGAACACUGAAGUAUAUCGAUACGACAUUGAAACAAUGAAAUUCGAAUGUUAUUCAACUCUCUUUCUCUAUGGUGGAUGUCAUGAACUCUCAUUCUUUUACCAGAAUCAAAUGUACACCGUUCAAACAACAGGAAUAAGAAAGAUCGAUCCUUUUACAAAAUCUUGUAUAGAGUUACCGAGACUGGACAACACUCAAUUCACUAAAUAUAUAUCGAUGGAAUCUACUGCUGUCUGUGAAGAUGGCAAAGGAAAUAUCUACACUCAUUCAGGAUCGAAAUUUAUUGUUUUAAAUCUGAAUACCAAUGAAAUCAGAGAACUGACACCAGCCAAAGAUCUUCUAAUGGUUGACCACAGGAUGAUUUACACCAGCAACAACUAUAUCUAUGUUCUCCAAGGACUGUUCUUCAACUACCGAUAUUCAAUUGACAAUGAUAAAUGGGAAUCAAUACUUCAAGAUGAUAAAUCCGAGAGAUAUUGUCGUGGACUUGCAUUGAUUACAAUUUAA
Molecule: messenger RNA, 1869 nt
Organism: Heterostelium album PN500
Lineage: Eukaryota; Evosea; Eumycetozoa; Acytosteliales; Acytosteliaceae
Exons: 1
Coding region: 1-1869 (622 amino acids)
Molecular function (GO): zinc ion binding; protein binding
Source: RefSeq, a predicted model, not a curated record